CAACACUGACCACGUAUUUGAUUUGAUUACUUGAUAGUCAACGCCAAAUCACGGCCACCUGCAGCCGCCUCUGGAGAAUGCCAAGUGUUUAGACCGUGCAUAGAGUCCGACCCAACCAAAAGGUAAAUCAAACACUACCGAAAAGCUCCAUCUGCCCGCCAAGAAUAUGAAUCUGCCGGAGCGAAGCCGCUUUAUAAUCUAUGCCGUGGGCAUCUUCGUAUGCUACUUCCUGUACGGGAUUGUCCAGGAGAAGUUGACCCGGGGUCGGUACGGCGAAGAGUUGCAGACGGACGGAUCCGUGGGCGAACGCUUCACCUACGCCUUGGCACUGGUUUGGGUGCAGUGCCUCUGUAACUAUGUGUUUGCCAAAGUCCUGCUGACCAUUAAGCCACAGAAGGAGGACACCACCGACGCGGGCUCCUACGUGUCUUGUUCGCUGACGUAUUUGUUGGCCAUGGUAUCCACCAAUAUGGCCAUGCGCUGGGUUCCCUAUCCAACUGCCGUCGUGGGCAAAUCUGCCAAGCCCAUUCCCGUCAUGAUCCUGGGCGUCCUAAUUGGGCGCAAAUCCUACAGCUGGACGCGCUAUGCCUGCGUGCUCACCAUUGUCCUGGGCGUUAUCCUGUUUAUGUACAAGGAGGGCAAGGUGUCCAAUUUGCCGGCUGAGACGACGCUUCUCGGCGAGGUGUUGCUAUUCCUGAGCCUCUCAAUGGACGGACUGACUGGAGCUGUCCAGGAGCGCAUCCGAGCGGCAAGUGCGCCUUCGGGCCAGCAGAUGAUGAGGGCCAUGAACUUCUGGAGCACAUUAAUGCUAGGCGUUGCCAUGGUAUUCACAGGCGAGGCCAAGGAGUUCCUGUACUUCACCAUCCGCCAUCCCGAGUCCUGGACCCAUUUGUCUCUGAUUGCCGUGUGCGGCGUCCUUGGCCAGUUCUUCAUCUUCCUGAUGGUGGCCAACUUUGGACCACUGGCCUGCUCCGUGGUGACCACAACGCGAAAGUUCUUCACCGUUCUGUGCUCAGUGCUGCUGUUUGGAAACGUCCUGAUUGCCCGCCAGUGGCUUGGAGCUGUCCUGGUAUUCGCCGCCCUCUUCGUAGACAUGCUCUAUGGCAAGAAGGCUCCAAUGGCAGCUGCCAAGAAGCCACCCGUCGAGGGCAAACUGUCCGAGGAGAAGAAGAAACUGAUUUCUUAGAAUUUACUAGAUGAUUGCGUAGCCUAAUGUACAUAAACACAUUUAAAGAAGACAAUGAUUUCGCCUCAAGCGGCUGCUACGCCAACGUUUCCCCCUUUCCUGGAACCGCUAAUCGUACAAAGGAUUUAGCUAUAGCGAACACAGCAUUCGAUUUUUGAUCUGCAAACCAUAAACAGUCGAUUUAAGUAACUAAAUUAUUGAUACCCAUUAGAAAAGGAACAAAUAUUGUGCAAAAGUAUACACCGUACCGCAGGGUCUAUGACACAUAGGAUCACUUAAUAAAUGCUACAAUUUAUAAUUAAAACGUGCUUUUUUAUUAAUU
This is a messenger RNA of Drosophila subpulchrella, 1508 nucleotides long. RefSeq names its product solute carrier family 35 member B1 homolog (gene meigo). Gene Ontology annotation, cellular component: Golgi membrane; endoplasmic reticulum membrane. The record is from RefSeq and is a predicted model, not a curated record. The coding region runs from base 167 to 1186 and encodes 339 amino acids. Gene Ontology annotation, molecular function: UDP-galactose transmembrane transporter activity; UDP-glucose transmembrane transporter activity. NCBI's taxonomy places the organism in Eukaryota, Metazoa, Arthropoda, Insecta, Diptera, Drosophilidae. The transcript is spliced from 3 exons. Gene Ontology annotation, biological process: UDP-galactose transmembrane transport.